Messenger RNA from Phalacrocorax carbo (great cormorant), 2662 nucleotides. NCBI's taxonomy places the organism in Eukaryota, Metazoa, Chordata, Aves, Suliformes, Phalacrocoracidae. The record is from RefSeq and is a predicted model, not a curated record.
GGGGCAGGCGGUGAUGGGGACCCACCACUCUGUGAGGGUGACUGUCACUACCGGCUGCCCACUCUGUGCCCCCACGUCGGCUCCCUGUGGUUCCGGAGUGGGGCCUCCCAACAACCCCCUCUCCAUCCCGCCUCCAGCUGGUGGGAUCAAACCCUCCAGUGCCUCUUGGGCACCCACUGCCCUCUGCAGGACCCCCAGGGACCACCACCCUUGGCCAAGACGUGCCUGUCCCAGCCUUCCCCACGUCCUUGACCCGCUGUCUUAACACUGUCUGGAGGCAGGAGCCGCUGCUGGCACUUCUGGUGGGACAUCUUUCCAAAGGGCUGGAGGGACGCACCACCCCGGGGUGGGGACAUCAGUGCCUGCUCGCCGCCGGCCAGAGCAUCCCAGCCACAGGACUUGACUCAAUCUCUCAGAACUUUCCUGCCUCUGAGGCAAUAAAUGGUGAAACCAGGACAUUUCAACACAGAGGUGGCCCAACUCGGCACCACGCCACACAGAGCACUUCUUCUGUGUCAUGGCGGAGCUCGGAUCUUCAACAGAAAAUGUCCCCCAGUUUUGGAUACUCUGGGAAGCUGUAGCCCUCUCCCCAGCCCUCCCAUGCUCCUGCAGAGCUCAGGGGCCAUGCUGGUUUAUGCCAUGCAACCCCCGCGAAUUGCCUCCACCCUCUGCAGGUCCCGUGGGGCUCUGAAGACCUGACCUGCAGUGGGUUCAUGUUGGCCACUGUCGGACGAGAACAUAACCCGCCCUCCUGGUCCUUGUGGCAGCCCAUCCCUCGCAUCCUGGAGUCUGUCCCUGAACCCCAGGCUCUUUUCUGGAUGAGACCCUUACGGGCACAGGGCUUGCUGGGCUUCAAGCUUCCUAACAGCAGCAAAGUCCAAGCUCGCAGUGCACCAAGAACUGCUCCUCCUCCUUCUUGUGCUGUUUCACAGUCAGGCUACAGUGACUUCCUGGCAUUGCACACAACUUCUCACCAACCAUUAGGAAAGAGCUUCUGGUUUCAGGGGAGGGGGACUUCAGAGAGGCUUGUCUUGCACAAGUCCUUCUGCUUGGAUGCCUCCGGUGGCCUUUAGAAAGGAGGUGAGCACGCAGGAAAGCAUCUGCUGAUGGAAAAUGACACAUCUGGAGGCGAAAGAGGCCAUGGUGAGGCACCUACAGGCAAAGUUCCAAGGGAACAGGAAUGACCCUCCUGGAGUGGGUGGCUGGUCGGAGAGUCACUCUGCAGCACCUCCUGCAAUGGAGCUGGGACAGACCCCUGUGCCAGGCUCCAAGGGUGAGCCGCCUCCUGAGUCCCCCUGGACCAGGAAGGUGGACUUCAGCAGAGCUUCUCCAUCUCACAGUAAAGGUCAGAGUGCAGGACAGCAUUUGCCUUCUCAUCCUGUCUGUGAGACCCCGGGAUGGAUGGUGCGACUGAAGAAGGGGAUUGCUCAAGACAGCAGCUUCCCCCCAGCCCCUGCAAAGCCAGGAGGAGGAGCUGUAUUGAACAAGGAUGUGGGAGCCAUCUCUGACCCUCCCCAGAGAAACCCAGCCCAGCAGACACGGCCACUUGCCAAAGACAAGGGUGCUCCGGUGGUUCCUGCCAAAGGUGCGUCUGCUGCAGCCUCCCUGGACGCUGUGGGAAGCCCCCAUGGGUCAGGCCACUCAGGUCCGCCUCGGAGGAAGCCUUUGCCGCACGUCAAGGUGCUGGGAGCGAGGCCGGCCAAGCCCAGGCGCCCUCCUGUUGUGUGUCUGGAGAAGUUCAGUGCAGCUGCACGUCCUGGGAUGCCCAUCCAUCCUGCCACGGAGCCACCAAGGAGUGCUCAGCUGGGUUACCUGAAACCAGGCUAUGUUGCAUCAGCUCCGGCACAGUUCCCACCACAGGGUGCUCCCAGUGUAACAGGGGAUGAAGAGGAGAUAUAUGAUGAUGUAGAGCCCAUUGGGCUGCUCAGGAGUGACCAAGGCUUUCUGCUGCCCGCCGUGUCCCAGCCACCAGCGCACCCCUGCCCCAGAGGAGGUGGAGAUGCCGGUCAAGCUUCUAACAGGGUUGCUUUGUUGGCAGCUGCACAGAGAGAAGCCCAGGUCUCCUGGAAGAUUAAGCCAAUGACACUCAAGGAAUGCAAGAAGGAAGAGAAGGCAGACAGGGAGUUUCAGAAGAAAUUCAAGUUCGAAGGAAGCAUCAUCGUCCUGACUCAGAUGAUGGUUGACCCCGCAGUGACGGAGAAGAAGGGUGGAGGGAAGAACCUGCCGCUGAGACGAGGAGAAAUCCUUGAUGUCAUUCAGUUUACAAAUCGGGAGCAAAUCCUCUGCCGAAACAGCCAGAGGAGGUAUGGCUACGUGCCCCGGGCAGUGAUGCUACACCUGGACACUGACAUCUAUGAUGACGUUGAGAUUUACGGUUGAGCAAUCCAUGCUAAAGCCAAAGGCACAAGACAGCACCAACAGAGAUCUCCCCAAGGGCUGAAAGAUGAAAAGCACUAUAUGCCACACUCCUGCUUUGGAAGGAGCUCUGCUUCCUCUGAGAUAGCCUCUGAAAGCUGCCAUGUCCCUGCUGAAACAGUGGUGAGGCCAUUCAGCACCCUGCAGGGCUGCAAGAAUCCUGUCCCACAGGGGCAGGGGGCUCAAAGAGAUCCUCAAGUCAAGCCUUCUCUCUGGCUUUGUUUUGUCUGUGUAAAAUAUGGCAAUG